AUGCUGGAAAUGGCUAGAACAUCCAAGAAGAAUAGAAAGAAAAGCAAUGUAGCUGAUGCAUACGAAUGUCCGAGUAAUAUUCUUCCUCGCGAUAUAUGGGUGAGGACUGCCACGAAGGUUGCAUCGAACUCGAUUAAGGAUCUGUUCAACAUGCAGGCGACUUGCAAGUUAUUUCUGGAUGCAGCGAGGUCCGACGCUGUUUAUAAGCACACGUCGAUGUUGGAGUUACCGAUUGCAUCCUUUUUAUAUUACUAUGACCAUCCCAAAAAGAGUUUCCUAGAUUGUUUCACAGAAGCAGGAAAUCCAGUUGUCUUGCUUUGGGUGGGGAUGAUUGAUUUCGUCUAG
Arachis stenosperma is the source of this 345-nucleotide messenger RNA. RefSeq lists its product as uncharacterized. The record is from RefSeq and is a predicted model, not a curated record. The coding region runs from base 1 to 345 and encodes 114 amino acids. The transcript has a single exon. Lineage: Eukaryota; Viridiplantae; Streptophyta; Magnoliopsida; Fabales; Fabaceae. Gene Ontology annotation, molecular function: protein binding.